AUGGGCUUCACAAAACCGCCUGUCCAGGCACUCAAGUCUGCCAACAAGCUCAAGCGAAAAGAGCUCUAUGUCCAAUACAAGAAGAGUCAAAACAAGGAGAAGCAUGAGGCACGACACUCGCGCAGAAGAGAGGAAGCAAAGGAUCCUGCGGCCAAGGCAGCCCGUCUAGCGAAGCGCAAACCUGCCACGAUCGAUUCUAAGCGAGUUUGGGACGACGUCGACGAUGAUAGUCUCGGUGUGCAGGUGGAUCUCGAGCGGUUGAAGCGCCGUCGCAUCGAAGAGGCCGAGGCUGCUGAGCAGGCCGCUCAUGAAGCUGCCAUGCGCGCCGAGGAAGAGGUGGACGAUGACGACGAUGUUGACAGUAUGUUGGAUUCAGACGAAGAGUUGGAUGAGGAGCGACAAGCUGCGUUGGAUGAGAAGCGGCAGCGCCGGGCGGAGCGUGACAACAGUGUUGCUCCAUCCACGACAAGCACAAACCUUGACUUGACGCCUACAUCACUCGCCCUCAAGUUCCCAUCUCUCUUCACCGAUGUUCCACCUCCGGAGCCCAAGAUCCUUGUCACCACAUCUAUCAACUCUACUCUGCACGAGCAAGCCAAUGUUCUCUGCGAGUUCUUCCCCAACAGCUCCUACGUCCCUAGGUCCGCCCAUCGAUACGGCCACAAGUACUCCCUCCGAGAGAUCUGCAAGUACGCCUCCAACCGAGAGUACACGGCUAUCAUUCUCCUCAAGGAGGACUCCAAGAAACCUACUGGUCUUACUGUAGUGCAUCUUCCCAGCGGCCCAACCUUUCACUUCUCAAUCACCAACUGGAUCGAGGGAAAGAAACUGCCCGGCCACGGGAAUUCGACAAUUCAUUACCCAGAGCUGCUUCUUAACAAUUUCAAGACUCCCCUUGGUCUGCUGACAGCCAAGCUGUUCAUGACCCUGUUCCCACCCAAACCGGAGUUCCAGGGCCGACAGGUCACGACACUCCACAACCAGCGAGAUUACAUCUUUGUGCGGCGGCAUCGUUACGUUUUCCGAGAAAAGCGACAGACGGAAAAGAGCAUUGUUGGCAUCGAUGGACAAGAGCUUAAGGGAGUAGAAGGCAUCCGUGCUGGUCUGCAAGAGCUCGGCCCGCGAUUCACGCUGAAGUUGAGGAGAGUCGACAAGGGUAUUGGAAGAGCCGGAAGCGAGGGUGACGAUGCUACACAAUGGGAGUGGAAGGCCAGGAUGGAGAAGGAUCGCAAGAGAUUCAACCUGUAA
Molecule: messenger RNA, 1248 nt
Organism: Fusarium sp. VM40
Lineage: Eukaryota; Fungi; Ascomycota; Sordariomycetes; Hypocreales; Nectriaceae
Source: the annotation of a GenBank genome assembly